Messenger RNA from Plutella xylostella (diamondback moth), 3671 nucleotides. RefSeq lists its product as uncharacterized. NCBI's taxonomy places the organism in Eukaryota, Metazoa, Arthropoda, Insecta, Lepidoptera, Plutellidae. Gene Ontology annotation, molecular function: zinc ion binding; nucleic acid binding. The record is from RefSeq and is a predicted model, not a curated record.
UGUUGACGUAUUGUUGUAAUCGUUUGAAUUUAUUACUGUUUAAAUUUUAGAAUCUUUAUUUACUUUCAAGUUCGAGAUAACAAAGUUUUCCGUUUAAGCUAUGGGCUGUUAAACACUGAAUAUGUUGUGCGCGACACUCUCGCUUCGGCGCCGGUGCUUGCUGUUAGUCCACGGCGGAAGACGGUGAAAACUAUUGUUCUUUGUGUUGAUUAAGUUGUACUUAAUUCUUUUCGUCGUAAGGUCUUCGUAAACUGCAUGAGAUUGGCUAACUACUUAAAUCUGCUCUGAAGUGAAGAUAUGAGAAAAUUUGUCUGUCCAACUAAUUUAGAUUUAGAUAGAGACAAUUUGAUAACAAAUUUAUUUGUGAACGAUAGACUUCUGCGGAGGCUAAAUGGUAACAGGAGUGAUUGCAGUCUUGAGUAUUUAUACAAUAGUUCCAAGGUACUGAAGGUAGAAGAUUCAUAUUUCAUCAUGGAUGCCGAGCCUAUGGAGGUGGAUAGUGACUCCGAGUUUAAAGUGGUAGAGGUUCAUAGAAAAGGACCAACGAAAAAGACCUUCUUUUGGGAUGAAAGUGAUGAUUGUGAAGAAUACUGCUCCACUCCAUCUUAUUCUGAUGAUGAAACAGAUGCAGUAAAUUUUGAGGCAGAAUUCGUACAAAUCAAACAACUUCAAAAGGUGGCAGGAGGCUAUAUUAUCAACAACAAUGUUUAUCUUACUAGUGAACAGUGGCAUGCUAUGAUUGUUGAUGAUAAAAUUAACCAGACUUAUUGUUUUUCGUGUGAUGAGUAUCUUGACAUAGACACCAGUAUUCUACAUGUAGAGGAAGAAACCCACUCAAUUACAUUACAAAAACACAAGCCCAUUAAGAAAUUUGAGCUUAGUAUCACACGAAAGAUUCGAGACAGAUUUCACUGUGGUGUUUGCAAUGUAAUAUUAUUUGAUGAAAGUGAAUUAAAUGAACAUCAAGAUUACAAAUCACAUGAAGACAACAUGUUGUUUGCUGUUAACAAAGCUUCAGACAUUGUGUAUGAUUAUCGACUAGAGAACAGUGGAGUAACAUCAAAAGAUGCCACUCUCGUAAAUAGUGACAGUGAAGAGGAUGAGAAUAGCCACUACAGUCAAAAUAGUACAGUUGAUAACAACAAUUGGUUUUUCGACCGAUUUAAAGAUAACGACAAUAGUAUCUAUGGCAUUAAUAAUAACAUUAUAGAAACCAACGAUUGUGAUAUAUCUGAACUACCUACAGGGUCAUCGUACGCUACUAUAGCUAAGAAAGAAAAUUUAGAUAAAACCCCUAAAACAUUAAAAAUAGAUUUGGGUGAUAAGGAGGUUUUAGUGAAGUUUGAUUCAUGGAACAUGGUGACGUCAAUAGACCUCAAUAAGUUUUACUGCAUGGCAUGCAAGCAGGCCCUCCACAAGAGGUUCAAAGGUGAUCAUUGCAGAAAUAGUACCCAUAUUGACCUCUUGCAGCGUUGUAAAGUUGUUAAUGUUUAUGAAACUUAUCUAAUAAGAGAGGUAAGUCAAAUGCUGUAUCAUUGCGGACAUUGCAACAAUCUCCAACUGAAGAAUGAAAUGGACGAUCAUUUGGAAAAAUAUCACCCGAAAAGAACCAAAAUUAAAAAUAUAAUUGUUGAAAGUGUACCUAAUAGUCCCAAGAUAACAAAGAAAAAAACCGAUAACCAAAGUGAUGACAAAAAAACUAGCAAGUGCAUUACGAAAACUACUAAUGAUAAUGGCUGUACUGACAAGCAAAUCAACGGAGGAGCUAAUGGUAUUAAAAAAACUGAAACAAUUGCUAAUAAUGAUACAAUAUUGACAAAGAAUAACAAAAAAACAGACCUCGUACAGAAAUCACCUCAGCAGACAGAUUGGGCCAAACAAAACAUACAGAAACUCCAAAUACCAAUAAUACAAUAUGAUGCGAGUGUUCUUAACAUACCAAACAUUAAUAACGAUAAUAUCCAUAAAAUGUUCAAUAGUAAUACAGUGAUAACUUUCAUCAAAUUUGGACAUCGUAUCUCUGUUCCCCUGCUGUCUUUUCACACCAUUUCAAAUCCAACUAAUGAUUACUUAUGUCUAUUAUGUAACUCGAGUCUGUACGAACCAUACGUCGUCAAUCACAUCUUGAAUAUCAAUCACAUAACUAUGAUGAAAAUGGUGGCAUUUUCGGUACAAUUCAGCUUCAAUUUGAUAAGAGUGAUUGGUCAAUUUGCCCACUGUGCUAUUUGCAACGUAAUUCUACCGAAAGACAAACAAACAGUUUAUAACCACUGUGUGAGCGACGCACAUGCAAUGAUGCUACGAAGGGCGUUGGGGUUGGGUCCUACAGCCGUGUUGCCUACUCAACCAGUAGUGCCUGAUGUUGUCACAAAUGUAGGACCGCAGGCUAACUUAUCUUACAAUGAAAUCGGCACAGUAGUGGUACCACAAGUUAAUGGUACAAUUAAUAAUGCUGGAAACAUAGCUAAUCAAAAUGGAUCAGUUUCUAAGAAAGAUGCCAUAGAUAAUGCUGAGAAUUCAGAAGAAGUUGACGAAAAUGACGAUCAAGUUUUUGAUAGUGAUGCCUCUUAUGCUCUAGUCCCAGAUUAUUAUCUGGUGGUGAUUAAGAGUAAUUGUUCGAAAGUGACCGCAGCUGCCUGGCACUCACUAGUCCAUGUUGGGGACGGAACUCAAUAUUGUUUUGUGUGUAAAAAAGUAAUUUACCAUGAUAUUGUGGAACAUGUUAACAUUAAGAAGCAUUUAAAAAAUAUAGAGGAGAAUAAGAUUCUUUACAAUUAUGGCUAUAAUCUUCUGCGACGAAUCAAAGGAUACUACCAAUGUUUGACUUGCAAUGUUCUGGUCGGAAGAAAAUUCCUGGAACAUCAUUUGAAAUGGGCAAAUCAUGUAUGGAAUACUGAAAAGUCAGUAUGCGACGACGCAAACAAAUUCAAUGAUAGUCUUUCUGAAUAUGAAAAAAUUGAAGUAGUAACACAAAAAGAGAAAAAGGUGGCUGAAGAAACUGAUGACACAAAAGUACAUUAUGACUUUGUAAUUGAAAGAUCUUACAAAGCUUCCACCACUCAUACAUCUGAAGAAGCUGACAAUAAUAAUGAGAAACAUACAGAAGAUACAAAGAUACCUUACAAAAGACAAAACAAAAUUGUAAUUGGUAAGACUGAAGUAUUUAAAAUUAAAUGGGAGAAUUGGCAUGGACUUGUACCAUUCAAAAAUGGUUUUAAAUGCAAACUAUGCACGGUUGAAAUUGGGAAAGAUGAUUCAGAACGCCAUGUAGAGAAAUCCAAACAUAAACAAUUUUCGGAUAAGCCGUUUGCCCCGGCGUACUACAACGAGCUCGUAAGACAGCUGGACAAAACCAGGUUGCAUUGUGUGAUUUGCAACAUAGACAUGUCGACUUCUGAAAAUAUAAAAGGACACAUCAUUGGUAAGAAGCACCUGAAAAAUCGUGAAAAUUCAGUGGAGCCGCGCUCUAAAGUCAAUUCAUACAGUGAUUCUGAUGUCGAUGUGCUAUUCAUUUAAAUUAGGUUCGAUUAGUUGUUAGUGUUUCUCGUUGAAAGUAUUUUUAUGCCUUAUUGUUAAAGUUACUUUCUUACUUUGUUUUAAAAUUUUAACUUUGUCAUUUUUAUUAAUAUUGUUGAUUUUAUAGACUCUCCAAUAUCUCCAAGAUUCAAGUU